AUGGAAAUUGAAGAUAGCAAGACCGUCGGUGACUUAAAACUGAGGUUGAGCUACUUCCGGAAGCCCGAGCUGCAGACGUUAUUCCUCGCGAAGAAGGACGGCAAGUGGCUGUCCAGUGGGGAUGACGACGUGCGAGCUCUGAUGAAGAAUAAAAUUUCGAAAGCGAUGGAAGAGGUUCUGGACGAUAGCAACAUCCUCGACCCGCAACGUCCACUCAGCGACUUCAACUUUCCUUGUAUUGAGGAUGACAAGGGAGGAAGGAAUGAUGAAAACUUUAUCGUGGAGCCUCUGUACAAUCGGUCCUGGUACAUGCGCGAAAUCAAAAGAACUCUCGCUCGGGCCGAACAGCGUCGUACAGAACGUCACGCAAGGGCUGAGCAGCGGCGAAAUGGUUGGUUUGAGGUCAGAGUCACGCUCGGCUGUGGGGAAGUGGAUCUCGUCAUAUUUCCCCUCGAAAGCGAAUUCACCGAAGAAGGCCCCGUGGCUCUGAGGCAACUGUGGGCGCAGUUGGGCAGUUCGAUCUUGCAGAAUGGUGUUGAAGACGGAAUCGUGCUAUGCGUGCUGCAGCACCUGAAGAUGACGCUGGUCGUGUCGCUGGAGAUGGCCCUGGCCGUUCUGCUGGAUUUAGUUUCACUGCCGGCGAUGACGUUCACGCUACUGGAGGUGACACCGGAAGUUCCGAACGCAACUGGUGGCGGCCGUGGCGACUACUGCUUGGAGGAGAUGCUGGUGGCGCUACUGAAGAUGAUGUUCCUGGAGGUGGCGCCGAUCUCCCGACUGAAAGUGAUCGUGGUGAAGAUCGACGGCUCAGCUGAAGUGGCUCGUGAGGUUGGGGACGACGACAUGGGCAGUGUGACGGCCAACGAUACGAGAUUGUCUACUGGGCUGGCUCAACGAGUUUCUGCGCCGGUGCCUAGCUGGAUGUCAGUCGUGCCUAACGUGCGGAUCGUGACGUUUUGGAAUGGAGAUGAAGUUCCUGAGUGCGCGCUCUACUGGGCAAGAGGCCCGAAAUGGCUUUGCAUGAGCCAGUGGUUGUCGCUAGACGGCUCGGCAAGAUUUUCCGCGGAGAAUUUCCCUGCACACAUCGACCCUGAGAGCUACUACGUCAUCGUGAGGAACGUUCCAGCGCACGUCGAGAAGGCCUUGCGUGUGGCAACUAGGAACGAGCGGCGCUACCACAAGUUGGUGCAUGCCCGAGGACAAGCUCGCCUGUAUGCUCUGUUGAGCUGGAUUUGUGCUGUUCUCACCCUCGGCUUUGGAAUCUACCUAUACGAAAUCGACGCGAAUUUAGUGCGCGGCUCUACGUCGGACUUCGACAAUCGUCGUUUGUGGACUGUGGGCAUCGAACGUGCUGCAUUCUACGCUUUCCCGUUGCUGGGCAGCGUCAUGCUGAAGCUGAAGAUAAUUUACAGCCCAAAGUUUGACAGCCUCAAGGACAAGAUCCACUAUUCGCUCGCCGCUCUCGUGUGA
Molecule: messenger RNA, 1470 nt
Organism: Phytophthora sojae
Lineage: Eukaryota; Oomycota; Peronosporomycetes; Peronosporales; Peronosporaceae
Exons: 9
Coding region: 1-1470 (489 amino acids)
Source: RefSeq, a predicted model, not a curated record